CUUAGGCUUUACUAUUUCUACGGCCAUUUUGGUAAACCGGCAACCGAUUAUAAAUUUUUAGAAACUUUCGGAGAUCUUGGAUUUCCUAGCAGCAAUUCAAGAAUACUGUGGGAAAGAAUGGACAUUUUAGACAACAUACAUUGACUUUUAAGGUAAGACUUCCGCGGUAACGUGAUUUUUCGGAGGCGCGAAACCAUGCAUAGACUUGCACGUUUUCGAAGGUAUCUCUUUGCAAGGAUCUAAAAAUUUGUGGAGAUAAAUGCUUUCACGUUAAGUCAUUAGAUUUCUAGUUUAGUACUUAAUCCUGACACGGUGAAGCUCGCUCCGUCGAUAACGAACUCUGAUAAGCGUUUCCCGCAAUGAGAACACGAUCAAAUUGCUAAAUGUAAGUAGUUUUCAUCUUUGUAUACAACCAGAUGACUGCGAAUUCCCAGAAUUGCAACUUAUAGUUGUAUGACUUUUGCUACCGAUAAGUCAUUCUUCUACAAGCAAUUUAAUCAUCUGAGAAUUAUAUGCACAAUAACAUCGUAUUUUUUUAGGUAGCACACCUGGACUUGAACACUUUAUUUUGUCGAUAAAUUGUGACAUUCCUUAUUGAGGAAAUAGUUGAUUUCAAUUUUGGCUAUCGUUCGGAGUGUUUGUCCAGCGUCGAUUGUAAAGUGUCAUUUCAUUAAUUUCAUGUGAGUACAUUUCUAGCAUUGCAUUUUGUUUCCUAUAUCCGUAUGCGUCGAACAGAGAGAGUGUCAAUUGUCUAAGUACCACUAAACAGAAUGUUUUGCGCGAGAUCGAAACCUUCCUAGCGGAAGUGAUAAUGCUAGUCGAGCAAUAUUUGAUUCGAAAAUAUGCCCAUCACAAUUUUUCUAUUAAGUUUCAUCGUGAUAUUUCAUCAGAUUUCAAUUCUCAAUGGCAAAAGUCAAUUCUUUACGUCGUUGAUGUCCGGAAAUCUUGUUAAACAAAGAGGAUUUGAUUCAUGAUGAAGAAUUCUUUCUACAUGUAUGCAAGUAUCAGUCUCGAAAUAUCUUUAUGUCGCCUAAGUUACGUGUUAGAGUGCGUAUGAUAUGGAGACAAAGCUGAUAACUUGUCAUUUAAAUGCGUUUGCAAGAGCUUAAAAAACAGGCUGUUGCGUGUUUCUUUCCUCAGGAUCCAAGAAGUAUAAUUUUUUUUUCGUAUCUACUAACCCUUCGUGCUUCAACUUUUAAUUGGUAUCGAGCCAAAAAUAGUGAAAUAUUAACGAGAAUGUCAACUUUUAGUUGUAUUUUUCCUUUUAAGCAAACAAUGUUUGCAAAAAAAUAAUUACCCACAUUUAUUAACCAGCAGAUUUAGCUUGCAGAAGGGAGGUAUCUUGAAAUAUUUUUUCCAAGCAGUGGUUUUUUUUAAUAGAGUUAAUUACCAAUUACGAAUAAUGAGGUAAUGUAAAUUGCAUUUAGCAUAUCUGAUCAGCUAACAAUUUAUUAGAUACCUGUAAGAUUAAGAUACUAGACUUGGUUCAAGGUUACAUAACAGAAUAGAAAUUAUAUGCAGUGGUGGUAAUGAACACAGUUAUGUUUGAAAAGGGAAAUGGACUGGGUGUUUCCUGGUUAUUGUUGUUAACUCAGAAAUAAUUAAAAUUUAUCUUCUCCCUAUAACAUUUAUACAUUAUCAAGUAAACAGGUAAUUAGAAUACUCAAACUUACAGAGGCAGAAGUUGUUAUCUUGAUCUAUCACCAAAUUCUCGUAACUAAUUUACAAGGGAAUGAGUAGAAGCUAGAAAGGAGAAUUAAAAUCAGAUCUUGGGUGUUAAAGGGUUAACAAAAUACUGACUUUGAAUGAGCUUAUAGAGGAAGUUUCAUCAAAUGGCUAUGUACUUGGACUUAGAUGUGAGAAGCUUGCUUGCUUGCUUGCUUGUUAGUCAAAAAGCUUUCUUAUAAUGAAUGGUGUCUUAUAUGUUACGCCAUUAUAUUAAUUUUCUCAGAUUCAGAGUGGUAGAUAAUUAGGAUGCCUGAUUUUUAGACCUUAUAUAACUCUUAACAUCCAAGGACUUAUUAAUGAGUAAAUUCUCCUCACAAUUACAGUACAUUAUCCAGCUAACAGGUGACAAGAAUAGACCAACUGAUCAGGUGGAGGUUUUAUCCUGAUAUAUCAUCAAAUUAUCAUUACUAAUUUACAAGGAAAUGAAUAGUGGUUUGUAGAGAGAAUCGCUCAUCAGAUCAUGGGAGUUAAGAAGUUGUAGCAGAGGACUUAGGUCAACAUGACAGUGUUUUUUUCAGAUGACACUUGUUUGUUAUUUCCUUCUUCAAAUUACCUUGUUUGCAUAUUGAUCUGAGAUGGAUAAUGGCUGCACAGUUUGAAUGAAAGAAACUAAUGCCUUAUUUAUUCUUUUCUCUUACAGAUACUAAAGAACUUUGUAACAGGGGGAGUAAAGUGAAUCAAGGGAAAAAUGCCUCCUCCCCCUCCUCCCCCUCCAGGACCACCACCUCCCCCUGCACCCAGAGCUUCUGGUCCACCUCCAAAAUCCUCUGGAAAGCCUCAGAAUAGGGGGGCCCUGCUAAGCCAGAUCCAUCAUGGCGCCAAGCUGAAGAAGACAGUCACAAAUGAUCGUAGUGCUCCUACUGUAUCAAGUAAGUUACCAAAAACAAAUCCAAGGAAUUUCUAAUGCGAGUUCUUGAAAAAAAAUUAGAGCAUGUAAGAGUUUGUAAGAAAUACUUCUUACUAAUUGAUUUUGGGGUCCAUAAAUCCACUUUGUUUGAUUUUUUAACAAAAUGUCUACACAUAUUAUAUGUUAAACCAUUGGAUAAGGUAUUUAUUAUUCCUUGCCAGUGUUACUUCAUUUUCAAACAUUUUGGCUUCCAGUUUUUUAAAUAUAUCCUAUCAAAGGAUAGUAUUGAUCAAAUGUGGCCAAUGAAGUGCUUUUGAUGACUACCAAAAAAAUUUCAUGCACUUAAAAGUUUUUUUGCUUUCAAAUUCAAGCCUAAAAAUGGGGAAAAAACAAAGUUGGGAUCAUACAGUUCACCAUUUUGUUCCUUUAUUUUUCUGUUCGUAAAUUUGAUCCUGUUUUGCAAUUUAUUUCUGUGGCAUAUUUUGCACAUUCUGUUGCCCUAUUAUGGUAAAAUGGCAUAUUAUUGGAAUAAUGAUGUGAGCCAUGAAGUGCUUAGGUCAUACAUCAAAGAGGGAAAAGCAAAGAUCCAUAACUUAUUGUAUGGAUUGUGAAUACAUUUUUAAUAAGGUAUUUAUCGUGCCUCUACUGUGUGUCCAACAGUUUUCAGAAAUGUUUUGAUUUUAAACUGUACAGAAGAGCAAGAAAGCAAAACUUUUUAAAUCAAACAAAGUCAGAAACAAAAAAAAAUUAGCUUUCAUUUAUCAACCAAAGGCAAAAACAACUAUAAUUUGGUUGAUCAGUAACUGAGAGAUUUAUUUUUAGGAUUUAACAAAACAUUUACAGUUUAAAAUGGGUACAAAUAAUGGUGGCUAUUAUGAAAAAUAUUGUCAGUGAUACAUUACAACCCAGCUUACUUGAACUCAGUUAACUUUAACCCCUUGGUAACUUGUAGAAGAUCCCAUUUCCCUUCACCCCAUUUUUUCAGUCAUUAACUAUCAGCUAGCUUGAACCCCCCCAAACUCAAACCAUUUUUUGUCUCCCUUGGGAUUUCUAGGUAGUGGGGUAAUGUACCACUGUAUUCAGGGUUCUCAAUAGAUUUUUAAGUAGGAGGUGAUCACUGGUAAAGUAGGAGACCUCAUUACCAUGUUUCACUAUGAACACAUAGACUCAAGUAAAAUGGCAUUCAUCGAUCGAGUCCAGAACUGUACAAAAUUUCCCAGUUUUGUUUGGAUCACAGUCAUGCAAGAAAUGGAAGAGAAAUUCAGAAACAACUCAAGCAAACUUGCAGAACAAAACAAAGAAAAGAAAAGCGACUUAAACACAAAGUAAGCGGCUAUAAAUCCCAAAGUAAGCGGCGAUCAAUCGCCGGGUGCCACCUUCUAUUGAGAACCCUGUGUAUUUCCUUUAACCCUUUAACUCCCAAGAUCUCAUUAGUAAUUCUCCUUACUGUCUGCCAAACAAUUCUCAUUAUGUUAGUUUGGAGAAAUUGGUAUCGAAUCAAUUAGUAAUCCCAUAAUUGAUAUUUUUCUUAAUUCUCAUCACUUGUCUACAUGAUAUUGUAUAGAUAUAGUAAGGAGAAAUUGUGUCCUGGUCACUCUUGGUAGUGAAAGUGUUUAACUCUUAGAAGUAAUUAACAUGUUACUUCUUCCCUUAAUAUCUAAACGUUAUCUUUUAAAACAGGAAAUGAAAUUAAUCAAACUUUAAGCUAGAAGUCAUUAUCUUGAUCUAGCUCAAAAUUCCAAUAAUAAGUUACCAAGGAAUUGUGUAACAGCUAGAGGGGAGAAUUAACAAUCAGAUCUUUGGAAUUUAAAGGUCUAAAAGGAUCUAAAAUUGUCCCAAUCAUUAGCAACUGCAGUUUAUUUUAUCCAAACCUGUGGAAGCACUGUGUGAAAAAAACAUGGCACACUGACUUUUCCUUCAUGAACUUUCCUUCAUGAACUUUCCUUCAAGAUAAACCAAAUCCAAGUAGUAGUGGUGGAGGUAUUGGAGGCAGUAGCAGUAGCGGCGGUGGCAGCGGCGGCGGAGGUGGCAUGGGUGCAUCCCCUAUGGGAUUAGGUGGUCUCUUUGCUGGAGGAAUGCCAAAACUGAGACCAGCUGCAGAGAGGGGCAAACCUGGAACAGGAGGUAUGAUUGUAUUGUAUAUUCUUUGUGAUCAAAAGUUUUGGCUGGCUUUUGGCUCUUAUUGACAGCUUUGGACAUUACUUAGUGUUAUUCAACUUGAUAAAGCCAGAUGUAUUUUUAGGCAUGUAAGUGUACUCUAUAGGAAACUUACCUUCUUAAUUUCCACUCAUUCAAUUUAAGAAGUAGAUUCUACGUUGUGGUACAUCUGAUCUAUAGUAAUAGGUCACAGAUGAAGUGGAAAUUAAUGUUGCUAAUUUGAGUUCAAAUGUCCUCAACACACUGCAAUCAUCUUUCUUCUUAGAACUGUUAGAGCAAACAUUGCACUCCAACAUGACACUAGUCAAUGACCAAGGGGUCCAACAAGUAAUUCCGCUUUAUUGUUCUGUUUUUAUGCUUUGCUGUCAUUUUAAUUUGUCGCUGUUGACCCCAAUUCUGUAGAACUGCCACUCCUGGUGGGUGAACAUUUUUUACAGGUUUAACUGUAUCCACAGUAGCAAACAGAUUAUUGUGUUCAUCAGAGGGAUAUAUGAAACAUUUAUUCACCUCAGUGUCAGUGAUAACAGGGUAUAUUCACCUCCACUCUGGUGAAGGAUGAUUAAAUGUUAUUUCAAUAAAUAUAUUUUUUGUUUUCUGCAGGAGCCAAAGGGCCAGCUAUGCGACCACCUGGCUUCAAACCACCAACCCCAAAUAAUUCCAGCUCAUCCAGUGGUGGCUCAAGACCUCUCCCCAAUCUACCUCCAGGUCCACCCAGUAAGCCUCCUGGGUAUACUCCACCACCCCCACUUCCAUCCAACAGGCCACCAGGAUCUGAAAACUCCAGGCCAUUGCCACCACCCCCAUCAGGGUCAAGUUCAAGACCAUUACCCACUCCUCCUCCGACAGGUCCACCAAGACAACCUCCUGGAAUGAGACAGGGUCCUCCACCCCCUCCACCAGGAAGAGGAGGUGCGCCACCUCCAGGAAGAGGGAGUGCACCACCUCCACCCCCACCAUCAUCAUCAGCUCCAAAAACAAGUGCUCCCCCUCCACCAACUCCCACAAGGAGUAAUCCAAGUAUGGCUGCUCCCCAACCUCCACCCCCACGAGGAGGUCCUCCCCCACCACCUCCAUCAAGAGGAGGGCCACCACCCCCUCCUCCAAGUAGAGGACCUCCUCCGCCCUCCUCAAGACCACCAUCCCAAGCUCCUCCUCCGCCUCCCAGUAAAGUUCCAUCAAAGCCAAGUUUUGGUCCUCCUGUACCUCGAGGAUCAGCUCCUUUGCCACCACCACCUCCUUCAGGUGGGCAAGGGCCCCCACCUCCCCCUCCAGCCAGGAUUCCACCAGAAAAUAGGAGAUCAGGGCCUCCGCCACCACCGCCCUCUUCGCACAGUAGGUCGAGUAAUGUGAUGAUGAAUGGACCAACAAGAAGCUCUCUUCCCCCUCCUCCCCCAGAGCUACUGUCAGACCCGGAAGGUAAUUAAAUAACUUAAUAUUUGAUAAUUUGUACUUAUUGACUGAGUGAUAGGGUUGGAUGAUACAGGACAUCAAGGUCUGUGCUUCUUCACCAAGAGCUAUAAUUUUUAUUGUAUUAAGCAUGCUCCUUCUGUUUCUUCUUUUCUUCUUUCAUCCAGUGUCUUGUGAGGCUGAACAGCCUUUUCCAGGCCUGCUCAGUCCAUUGCCCACAGGCUCAUGUGGGAAUCUUCUCUAUAAUGCUUGUCUUGGGAGGUGUGGGCAAGGCUGUAUCAGUCUUUUGUUAAUUUAAUUUCAUGUCAUUGAUUUGAAAUGAAGUGAGUUUUUUAUCCAUGGUUCCACAGCUUAGACUGAUCAAUAGAUGCUCCAACAUUCAUUUGCUUUGGUUCUUUUCCAGAUGAUUUUGAAUCAAGAUUUUCAUUUAGUAAAGAUCUUCCCUCACCUGAGCCUUAUGUAGAUACAACAAGAUCAUAUCCAAGCAAAAAUCCAAAGAAAGGUGGUAUGUAGUGAUGCAAAUCCUGUUAAAACUGGCAAAUGUGCUCUUGUUUACAAUGGCUUCAUUCUAAACCAUCAAACAGAAUGAUUAAGAUAUUUCAUAAGGUCAUAAGGGCUGAACUUAAGGGCUACAGAUUUACAUGCAAGAUUUCUUACUAUUUCACUUGUGGUAGGAGUGCACCAUGCAGGUUAAAAGCCUCCUUUCUCAACACUGAUAGGGGCAAGGGUGUUGUGUUACAAUAGUUACCAUAGAUGUGUAAAAAAAAUCAAAAAAUGUAUAAAAUGGGGCAUCUUUUCUUGACCACAACAAGGAUAAGAUAAGACAGAAAAGUCAAAACUGGAAAAGGAAAAAUUUAAAUUGGCAAAUGAUGAAAAAACUGAGAUCAAAUUUACUGUCAAUACUGAAUAAUUAAAUUUGACAAAAAAUUGUUCAUUGAACAAUCUGGCAUUGACAAAUUUGAAAAGUAUUCAUUUGAAACUUUACUGAAUUUUUAUUAUUAUUUUCAGGUGGUUCAAAGUCUUCUGGAAACCCAAGUGCAGUUAAAGCCAAUCCACCCCCUCCUCCCCCAUCAAGAGGAGCACCACCACCCCCACCCCCUCCUCCCAGGAGAUGAGUCUCUUACCUAAGUUUCUUAACAAAUCUAGGAAGACAGAAUUUUUUACAAUUAAAAGAAUUAUUGAAGCAACUUCAACCUUAAAAAACAUUGAUCCAGAGGUGUGGACUUUGUUAGGUGACAUUUGUAUGCAGAAUACAGAAAAUUUUUUAGAGCGCAUUUCUUCAACCUCCAUGUUUACUGAGAAUGAAGAUAGUAAAUUUGUUGGUGUUGCAACAAGAACUGAUAAAUGCUCACAU
This is a messenger RNA of Pocillopora meandrina, 7493 nucleotides long. The record is from the annotation of a GenBank genome assembly. NCBI's taxonomy places the organism in Eukaryota, Metazoa, Cnidaria, Anthozoa, Scleractinia, Pocilloporidae.